This is a messenger RNA of Aureobasidium melanogenum CBS 110374, 1881 nucleotides long. RefSeq lists its product as uncharacterized. Gene Ontology annotation, molecular function: protein binding. The record is from RefSeq and is a predicted model, not a curated record. Lineage: Eukaryota; Fungi; Ascomycota; Dothideomycetes; Dothideales; Saccotheciaceae. The transcript has a single exon. The coding region runs from base 1 to 1881 and encodes 626 amino acids.
AUGCAAGCACUUUGGUCACGGAUAGCGCAGACCGGACUCAGCUGCCAUUGCCCAUCAUGCGUGUCGGCAGGUGCCAGUGGGGUUGCUAGGCGGACCACCAAUGCUGCCGGCAGGAGGCCAGUGAGAUGGGCUCUGUCGUCGACCUUCGUAUACUCGGGCAUCUUUGCCGCCGCCGCUACCACCGACGCUGGAUUUAAGCAAAAGAGACGGGAGCAAUGGGACCGUGCCAUCGCAGACAUCAAACACGAUCUCGACCAACCCGCAUUGGACAAAACAACUGUUACCCAGGACUUUGCACAGGCUCAGAAAGAGAAGGAGGAACAGAUUCAGACUGAGCCAGAGAAGGAAGAGCCUGUCCCAUGGAAACUGCUUUUCGACGACCUGCAAGAAGCCAUUCUCGAAGACCCACACGAAGAAGCACAAUUCGAUGGCCCCAUAUGGCCGGCAAACACUGGUGCUGACCUUCAUCGACCCUUCGUUGCACCCAAUUCCAUAUACGCCAAACCCUUCCACCGCGAAAGGGCUCUCGCCACGCGCUGGACUCCCAAGAAGACACGCACAACCGAGUUGGCUGUCGACAAGCUCAUUCUGCGUAUGCUUUUACACCUAGAUGAACUCGGUUUCCGCAAGGACAUAGGCAGUGCUGUACCCACAUCAUGCUCAGACUUCUUUGGCGCCCCGGCUCCUCAGCUCAAGGCUCUUCUGUUAUACACAAACACCCAACACAUGGACGCUACUACUUUUCCAGAUUCAUUUGCGCAACUGAACGACCUACCGAGACAACAUAAAUAUGGUGUUACUUAUCGACAGGAUGCUUUUGGUGAAUUUCACCACACUGCACAAAACCUGAAUAGUGCUUUUCGCCAGCUGUUUGAGAAGAAAAAAUCGGGACAACUAGCCUAUGAGGAACUUGUUGCAAAGGUUGCUUACAACCUUUACAUUUCUUCGGCACCACCCGACUUGGACUGCUGGAAUACUCUGCUGUGCGGGUUCAUGGAGUGUGGUGAUCUCUUCCUGGUGAACCCCACACUGAAUGCAAUCCGCAAUGCAAACGUGCGUCACAACGAGAUCACCAUCAAAGCUACUCUCAAGUACUACAUCAUGGUCAACUCCCCUGACAGAUUUGUCGCCUUUGUUGAUAGGGUUCGCGGCUUGGGAAACGGUCUGAUGCUCGCAAAGCCUACCACAAUUAUCAACGAUUCAGGUAAUACCCGUCUUGUUCUGAAAGAAAACGGCAAGAUUGUUCAGAAGCCGUAUCACACUCCGGGUGUCUUUGAGACCAUUGUGCAAGGUGUGUUGCAUUUUGCUGGCUUUGAUGUGGCGUUGCGCAUCUACAAAGACAUGGGUCGCGAAGGAUGGGGUCUCUCGAUUCGUGGUCUGACACCUUUACUCGAUGACCGAGCGCGAAACGCAGACUACAAACUCGGGAAUCAGAUAUGGAAUCUGAUCAAGAUGCUACAGGCGGAAAGCAAGGCCAAGGGCAACCAGGAAAGACUAUUUGCCCGCACUUACUCGGCGAUGUUGCGUUUGUGCAGUGUCUGUAACGAUAUGGCUCGCUUUGAAGAGAUAUUGCGCGAAGCACGCGCUGCCAAGUACGAGCACAAAGACCUAUUGAGAAUGUUCAGGCAAGAGAUGCUUGAAGGGUCAUCCGCAGUGCCUCACUUGAAAGCGCCCAAGUCUGGCAUACAACAUUAUAUCCAAGAAGUCGCUCUAGCGGAUUUUGAGAACAUUGAAGAGAAGGAGCCAGAAAGGACUGAGGAGGAGAUCUCAAUGAUACCAGAGACUCCGACAGUCAUGUCAUCAGCCAGCGUUGAUUCUACCUCUGGUCUGGCUUUCCAGGAUGAUGAGUGGCUGGAUUCUCCAAUGGUCGCCAGAUCGUAA